Messenger RNA from Solanum verrucosum, 6193 nucleotides. RefSeq lists its product as uncharacterized. NCBI's taxonomy places the organism in Eukaryota, Viridiplantae, Streptophyta, Magnoliopsida, Solanales, Solanaceae. Gene Ontology annotation, molecular function: protein binding. Gene Ontology annotation, cellular component: HOPS complex; late endosome. The record is from RefSeq and is a predicted model, not a curated record. Bases 171 to 5888 code for a protein of 1905 amino acids. Gene Ontology annotation, biological process: vesicle-mediated transport; endosomal vesicle fusion; protein targeting to vacuole. The transcript is spliced from 20 exons.
CUCUAUGCAGUUUUUCUUAUCAAGAUGUUUGUUUUCUUUUUUUGAUUUUCCAGCUGCGAAGCAACUUACAUUUUGCAAAUUUUAGUCAAAGAUUUAUGUUUCUCAGAGGGUUAAAGAGCUAACUGUUUCUGCAAAGCCAUAGAUAAAAACGGUAGCGAGUGAAGACUUAAAUGGAGCUUGACCUGGAUUCAUUUUUAGAUUCACACGCUGAAGAUGAUGAUGAUGAUCACUUACUGCAUCAUCGCACUGUUGAUGAAAUUCUCCUCAACCACUCUUCCUCUUCUUCUUCUUCGCCGUCUCCUCCUUCUUCUCCAUCUUCUUUGCAUAGACGCAAUGAUCUAGAUCGUCGCAAUCGCUCGGCAGAAUCAUCUUUUCAAUCCCUAAAACCACCAUUAGGGUUGCAUCAGACAGAGUCAAGAGCAGAGUCAAUUAGUCGUAAACAAUCGAGUGAAUUUUCUUCACCACCAGCAGGCCAGAGUGUGUUGCCACCAUUCUUCAGUGGGGUCAUCAGAUCAAAUUCAAAACCUGGAGAUGCCUUGGCUGCUGCUUUCGCUGCAUCCCGCUCCAUUCCCGCACCUCGUGCAGCAGCCAUCAAAUCCAGAAAAGCAAGCUCCGGAGUGCUGCAAAGGGCCUUGGAAACUGAUGAAUCGGCUCCUAUAGAUCCUCCAGCUCGCACUAAUGCCGACAUUUCUGACAAAAAUCUUGCUACUUUUGGGCACACAGUGUUUUUACACGAGAUUGGUUCUGAGACUAUUGGUUUGGAAGGUAACAUAAAGGAUCAGUUUCAAGCUGGUCAAGUUCAACUAAGUGAUACAGACAAUGGUAGUAAGGAGGUAUCUACAGUGGAUGCAGGUAUGGACAAUAUGAAUGUUUCUGAUGCAGGUGAUGUUUCUGUGGUGGAUGAUUUUUCAGUUAAAAGUAAUUUGAAUGAAGCUCUAAGUUAUACUGGAACUCAAGUGGAAUCUCCUAGUAGAACUGAAUCAGACUCGGUUUUUCAUGAUAGCUCUGGGUUGGAUGAGAUUGAAGAUAGACAAGUUCAACCUUUAUUUGGAGGUGAAGAUAAUGUUGUAAGUGCGGAUAGCAGUGAAGAAGCUGGUACUAAGGAGAUACUCUCUUCUCCAGUCUAUGAGACUCUUUCUGAUGAAGAUUUGACUAAGAAUGAUGGUGCAAAGCUUGAGCAUGAAAAUGUAAUUCCUCAAUCCAAAGAAGGAGAGGUCAGUUCCAAUGGAGAUGAAACCAAUUCUUUAAAUGAUGCUGCAAGUAUCAUUGAUGAGUUAGUUUUACAGCAGGAAAGUAUGAGGGAUAGUACAAAUCCUCAAAAGAAUUACCAUUCUGCCUUGAACCCCCUAGAAUUGGCUGAGGAAGCUGAAAAGAAGCAGGCCUUCACGGCUAUGCAUUUAGAAGAGGGUGCUUCUGCUCAACCAAUGAGGCUUGAUGGAGUUCAUAGGAGUUCUAAUGUCCUGGGUUACUUUGAUGUAGAUGACAACAAUACCAUCACCCAAACCCUAUUAUCUCAAGCUUUUAGGCGUGAGCAUGGAUCUUCACAGGUCCUGGCUGUUCACCUCAAAUACAUUGCUGUGGGAAUGUCCAAAGGAUCAAUUCUUGUGAUGCCAAGCAGAUACUCCUCCUCACAUCAUGAUGCCAAGAUGUUGAUAUUUGGAUUACCGGGAGAUAAAUCUCAUGCCCCUGUAACUUGCUUGAGCUUUAAUCAGCAAGGGGACAUGCUCUUUGCCGGAUAUGGUGAUGGGCAUUAUACUGUAUGGGACGUACAAAGGGCCUCUGUGCUUAAAGUUGUCACUGAACAUAAAGCUCCAGUUGUUCACCUUUUAUAUUUAGGGCAAGAUUCUCAAGUUACUCGACAGUUUAUUGUGCUCAGCGGUGAUACUAAAGGUGUAGUUAACUUAGACCGGUUUACAGUGUUUCCCUUGUUCAAUAGAAUCUCCCUUUCGAAGUCGCAGGAACUGCUAAAUGAAAGCAACAGCACUACAUUAUGUGCUGUGUCACUACUAUCUGGUGAAAGUUAUGGAAGUGCUAUGGUGGCGGCAAGUCAAGAGGGAGGCAGCCCUUCUUUGAUUGAGGAAGGUGUGGUCAUACUUGGCACACACCAAUAUGCUCUAGUGGCAAAAUUAAGCCCCACAUUUAAAGUUUAUGCUAAAAUUCCACGUCCUGAUGGUGCUAGGGAGGGUUCAAUGCCCUAUGCUGCUUGGAAAUCAGAAAGUAUUUCCACUGAAACAUCAGAAAAAGUUUCACUGCUUGCAAUUGCUUGGGAUCGAAGAGUUCAGGUUGCAAAGCUGGUGAAAUCUGAGCUAAAAGUCUGUUGGAGAUGGACUACGGAUAGCUCAGCAGUUGGGCUGGCAUGGUUGGAUGAACAGAUUUUGGUAAUUCUCACAGCAACUGGACAGCUUUGUUUGUUUUCAAAAGAUGGGAAUUUGAUCCACCAGAGAAGUUUUUCUAUGGAUGGAUCUUGUGGAGAGGAUCUCAUGUCAUACCAUGCCUACUUCAGCAAUGUCUUUGGAAAUCCUGAGAAAGCUCAUCACAAUUGUUUAGGUGUCAGGGGGGCAACUUUGUACAUUCUUCGGCCAUCCCAGCUUGUUGUUUCACGCCUUCUUUCCUGGAAGGAACGAAUAGAAGUUUUACAUAAAGCAGGUGACUGGACGAGUGCACUGAACAUGGCAAUGUCUCUUUAUGAUGGUCAAGCACAUGCUGUUAUUGACCUUCCAAAGAAUUUGGAUGAUGUGCAGAAGACCCUUAUGCCAUAUCUUGUACAACUGCUGUUGUCAUAUGUAGAUGAGGUGUUCUCCUACAUAGCAGUGACAUCUGGCAACCAACAUGGGCAGCCAGGCCAAUCAAAUGAAUUGAAGUAUGAUGCUGACUUUGUGAAUCCUGAUAUUAAGGAGCAGUACACUCUGGUUGGUGGUGUUUCCGUUGAAUUCUGUCUUCAUAUCAAGAGACUUGAUGUUCUCUUUGAUGAAAUUUUUCCAAAGUAUGUUGCUGUGAAUCACAAGGAUACAUUUUUGGAGCUUCUGGAGCCAUAUAUAUUGAAAGACAUGCUAGGAUCUUUACCACCUGAGAUAAUGCAAGCACUAGUCGAGCACUAUAGCACUAAAGGUUGGUUACAGCGUGUUGAACAGUGUGUUCUCCACAUGGACAUGUUGUCCCUGGAUUUCAAUCAGGUUGUUCGCCUAUGCAGGGAGCAUAGACUGCAUGGUGCAUUGAUCUAUUUGUUCAACAAAGGCCUUGAUGAUUUUAGGACUCCAUUGGAAGAGCUCUUUUUAAUUUUGCGGGAUAGCAAAAGAGAAAGUGCUACUGCUCUUGGGUACAAGAUGCUUGUUUACCUCAAGUACUGCUUCCAAGGUUUUGCUUUUCCUCCAGGGCGUGGAGCAUUCCCUUCCACACGUGUGCCAUCUCUUAAAAGAGAGCUUGUGCAAUUUUUGUUGGAGGAAGCGAGUUCUCCAAAUUCUUCGACAGCAAUGUGCUUACCUUACAGUGGACCGAACCCAAACCUUCUCUCUCUGUUAGAGCUCGACACAGAGGCCACCUUGGAUGUUUUGCGAUAUGCAUUUGUAGAAGGUGAAAAUGAAAGUUACAGUCCUGCAUCGGAUCCAGCCAAUUCAAAGAUGGAAACAACUGAAGUAGUCAUUUCAACUAUCGAAGGCAUAAACUUAGUUCAGAAAGUAGUAAAUGUCCUUGCGGUCAUUCUUAAUCUGAGUUAUUUCCAAACUGGUGGUACCUUUAACAAUAAAGAUGAAAUAUGUACUGACAUUUGGCCUACAAGGAAAGAUACCGAAUACAUAUUAGAUUUUAUUUCCUUUUUAAUUGCCUCUGAAAAAGCUAAGGUUUCAAAAGAUACCCUUCGUCAAAUUUUUGAGUACCUGACACUGGGUAACGAAACUUACCCUAACGUUUCUGGGCGGAUAGUUGAAACCUUCAAUAGGAAACAGAAGCAACUGACUGCACUUUUAGAAGUUUUGCCAGGGGAAGACUGGGAUGCUGAUUACUUACUGAAUUUAUGUGAGAGGGCUCAGCUGCAUCAGGUCUGCGGCUUAAUUCAUGCCAUCACACAUCAGUAUCUUUCUGCUUUAGACAGUUAUAUGAAAGCUGUUGAUGAGCCUAUUCUUGCUUUCGUAUAUGUUGAUGACAUGUUGCGGCAACUGAGAGGCAAAGAAUCUGAUGCUUUCAGAUCAGCAAUCAUUUCUCGAAUCCCAGAUCUACUCAAGUUGAACAGGGAAGGAACUUUUUUUCUGAUUGUCAAUCAUUUUGGAGAGGAGAGCGAUUACAUUUUGUCUCAGCUGCAGUCUAAUCCAGAAAGUCUUUUCCUUUAUCUGAAGACUCUCAUUGAAGUUCAUUCAACAGGCACCCUAAACUUCUUUUCUUUAAGAAAAGAUAAUGCUUCAAACUUCUCCAGUGGAAGAAAUAAGAAACAUAUGUCCUCUGAAGUCUACCUGGAAGCCUUGUCUGACUUACCUAAGCUCCUGCAGAACUAUCCAAUUCACAUAACUGAUGAAAUGACGGAGCUUUAUAUUGAGCUAUUAUGUAGGUACGAGCGUAAGUCAGUUCUCAGAUUCUUGGAGACUUCCGAAAGCUACAGGGUGGAGCGCUGCUUGCAUUUAUGCCAGGAGUAUGGAGUUAUAGAUGCAGCUGCUUUCUUGUUAGAAAGGGUUGGUGACAUCGGAAGUGCCCUUUUGCUUGUUAUAUCUUCACUCAAUGAUAAAUUCAUCCUGCUUGAUUCUGCUGUUGAAAGUGAACAUUGUGGUACGGCUCCAGGGCAUUUCAAAGCUAUUUUAAGCAAGAAAGAGGUCACUGACAUAAUAGAGAUUUUACGCACUUGUAUUGGACUGUGCCAGAGGAACAGCCCUCGAUUGGACCCCGAUGAAGCAGAGAGUCUGUGGUUUCAAUUGCUUGAUUCUUUUUGUGAGCCUUUGAUGGAUUCACAUGAUCAUAUAAUAAGAUAUAAAGAAGAAGAAUGCGUGCAAGAUGGCGAGCGGGCUUGCAAAAUUCAGUGGAAGGUGUCAAAAUCUCAUAGAAAUGCUCACAUCCUCAGGAAAUUGCUCUCUGUGUUUAUCAAAGAGAUUGUUGAAGGAAUGAUUGGAUAUGUAAGCCUCCCGAGGAUCAUAUUAAAGCUUCUUUCUGAUAAUGAGACACAGGAAUUUGGUGAUUUCAAACCUACUAUACUGGGGAUGCUUGGAACAUAUGACUUUGAGAGGCGGAUUUUGGAUACCGCUAAAUCAUUGAUUGAAGAUGAUACAUAUUCCUCCUUGAGCUUACUGAAAAGAGGAGCUUCUCAUGGAUUUGCACCUCGGAGCCUCCUAUGUUGCAUUUGUAACUGUCCCCUCACAAAAGAUUUCUCAGCUUCUAGCAUUCAAAUUUUUACUUGUGGUCAUGCAACACAUCAGCAAUGUGAACCUCAGGAAAGUGAAGCAUCAAUCAGGGGUAACUCAACAGGAUGUCCUAUUUGUAUGCCAAGAAAGAAUUCGGAGAAGUUGAGAAGUAAAUCUAUGCUUGUGGAGAAUGUAUUGGUGAAGUCUAUAUCAAAAUCCCAUCAAACAAAUGGUACGACUGGUCUAUAUCCACACGAGAAUGAUGGUUUCGACAACUCCUAUGGACUUCAGUCCGUUUCAAGGUUUGACCUCCUCCUUAAUCUUCAAAAAACCCACCAGUCUAUGCAAAUAGAGAAUAUCCCUCAAUUGAGGCUUGCACCACCUGCUGUAUACCAUGAAAAGGUUAAGAAAAGAAAUGUUCCCUCGGCUGGAGAAAGCAGUAAUGGUCUGGCAAAACCGGAGAAACCAAGUAGGAGUAAGCAUCUCAGAGAUGUUAAACUGAAGGGAUCGUCUUUAAGGUUCCCCCUAAAAACAAAUAUAUUUGGUAAAGAGAAGAACAUUAAGCUGUGACAAUAACACUUUCUAGCUGGAUGCAAUCGUUGUUUUCCUGGUAUAUCUUCGCUACCUUGUAUAUUAUAGCAGAAACUGAAUUCGCGAGAGGGACAAAGUAUGGCUACUGAGGGAGGUUAGAGAUUUAGGAUGUUUCUGCUCUGUACAUUUGUUAUAUGCCCCAUUUUAUAUAUGAAAUCAAAAACAGUAUAAGAAAGCAAUGCUCUGAUGUAGUGCUUAGAUGAGUAGUGAGUUUACAGAAAAUUUCAACCUUGUAUUUUUUUCUCCGUAAAGUAAAAUAUAUUUGAGGAUACUGGAUAUUGCUA